GGGGCGGUGGCAUGGGAGGCUGUGGAGCGUGGUGGUUGCUGACUCCCUCCACUCGGCGCCCCUGCCGGCCCCAGCUCCCGGCCCGGCCAGCCGGCUGAGAUUAGGAAGUGGCUGCCUGCACUAUUUUCCAAAGGAUAAAUGUUACAAAGCAUUGAAUACCGCAGCUCACCCAGAAAAUCCUACUGGUUUGGGGGGGACACCUCUUCCAGCAGCCCCAAGGGAUGCUGCUGCCCUGGUCUCCUCCCUGCAAGGUUUUGUGUAGAUCCUGUGCAGUGAUGGGGAAACUGCAAAGCAAACUCAAACAUAGCACUUACAAGUACAGCAGGCCCGACGGAAUUCUAGAAGAGAGAAUUCAAACUAAAGCUUGUCAGGAGUAUAGCCCAGCCCACGUGGAUACUGUGUCUGUCGUUGCUGCCCUGAGCUCAGACCUGUGUGUCUCUGGAGGAAAAGAUAAGACAGCCGUGGCCUAUGACUGGAAAACCGGAAACGUGGUGAGACGUUUCAGAGGACACGAACGAGAAAUCACUAAGAUAGCCUGUGUGCACAGAUCGAGCCAGUUCUUCAGCGCCUCUCGUGACAGGAUGGUCAUGAUGUGGGACUUGCACGGCCCCUCGCAACCAAGGCAACAGUUCUCUGGCCACACCAUGGUGGUCACUGGAUUGGCCGUGAGUCCAGACUCUUCACAGCUGUGUACUGGCUCUCGGGACAACACCCUGCUUCUGUGGGACGUUGGGACCGGCCAGUGUGCAGAGACAGCUUCCAUCUCCAGGAACCUGGUCACUCACUUGUGCUGGGUCCCCCAGGAACCAUAUAUACUACAGACUUCUGAAGAUAAAACCAUCAGAUUAUGGGACAGUCGGGGGCUGCAGGUAGCGCAUAUAUUUCCCACAAAGCAGCAUAUUCAGACCUACUGCGAGGUCAGUGAGGAUGGACACAAAUGUAUCUCCUGCAGCAACGGCUUUGGAGGGGAAGGCUGUGAAGCCACGUUGUGGGACCUACGGCAGACGCGGAAUAGAAUAUGUGAAUACAAGGGGCAUUUCCAGACUGUCACAUCCUGUGUCUUUCUACCAAGAGCAUUAGCCUUGAUGCCUACAAUUGCCACCUCAUCACAUGACUGCAAAGUGAAGAUUUGGAACCAAGAUACUGGAGCCUGCCUGUUCACCUUGUCCCUGGACGGAUCAGGACCUUUGACUUCCCUGGCUGUUGGCGACACCGUCUCCUUGCUGUGUGCGAGUUUCAGCCGAGGAAUUCACCUGCUCAGAGUGGACUACAGCCAAGGGCUGGCACUGCGGGAGGUGGCAGCAUUCUGAGGCCAAGAGACAUUCACUUUCAAACCGUGGCCUGUCCUUUCUCAGUGUGGCUUUGUUCUUCCCUGUGAUCUUGCGGGGGGCGGGGGUGGGCGGUGAUGUGGGACCAGGGUUCUCUGCUUAGUUCCACUCAGAAGGCAUAUCAGGGUUAGAAGCCACUUUAAGCCCAGGUGCCGUUUAGAAACAUGAACUAAACAUAAAGUUCUCCAUCGAGGUGAAAUCCAAACACAGUUUUCAGUGUUUGGAACCGCUCUUCAAAAACCAAGUUUUUGGCUCCAAAUGGUGCCCUGCAUGUGUAAGAGUGAUAGGCCUCUGUGAGUCAGAACACAGGGUUGAGUCUGUCGAACUGGCCUGUUCCGUGUCUCCACGAGAGAAGAAGAUGCAGGGGGGAGGCACACCGUUCUGGCAGCCUCACGGUGAUCCAGAUGGGGAAGGACAGUGCAGCUCCAUAGCGGAAAUGGAUCGCAGACAUGAGAUUAAGCUCCAGUCACUGCUCCUCAGCAAGGUGAAGAACCAAAGUUAGGGCAAGAAAGAAGUCUUGGCUUCUACUCGGAGGAGCCGCAGAGUGGAAGGAGGCACGUCCUAGACCGGUGCUGAGGUGGCAUGAAAAUUAGACCCCAGGUGGCUUGGAAAGGCCAACAGCCCAAGGGCCUUGCCCAGAAUCCUAAUUGUCAAACCUGUUCCGUGCAUAAGAAAAUGGGGAGGUUCUGGGCGCCCGAGUGGCUCAGGUCAUGAUCUCACAGUUCAGGGGUUCGAGCCCUGAAUCGGGUUCUGUGCUGACAGCUCAGAGCCUGGAGCCUGCCUUGGAUGUGUCACCCUCUCUUUCUGCCCCU
Prionailurus viverrinus (fishing cat) is the source of this 2140-nucleotide messenger RNA. RefSeq names its product WD repeat domain 31 (gene WDR31). Bases 222 to 1310 code for a protein of 362 amino acids. Gene Ontology annotation, molecular function: protein binding. Lineage: Eukaryota; Metazoa; Chordata; Mammalia; Carnivora; Felidae. The record is from RefSeq and is a predicted model, not a curated record. The transcript has 11 exons.